UCAUAUGUUAUGCAGUGUUCAGUGUUUUCAUAUGACUUCAAGUAUUGAAAGUUUGUCUACAAAUUGAUAACAAAUUAAAGACUAAUUGAUUGAGUGAUUGAUUCAAUGAUUUUAAGUAAUCAAUGAAGCAAUUAGUGGACACAAUUAGAUACAAGUGAUGACCGAUUGGUGACAAUUGAUAUGAUAGUUGAUUAAAGACAUGGAAGAAGAGCCCAACCCUUGUUCAGCAUUAAUACCUCCCUAUUUGACCACUUCUUUACAGUCUGAUGACUUGGAGUCAAAUAAUAGCCAAAAUGAAAGCCCGAAUCAAGUUUCGGAAAAAGCGGAAUCGGGUCCCGAUGUGAGUCAUUUGGACAUUGUUAAGGCCACACAAUACGGCGCUUUUGAACGAUGCAAACAAUUGAUUGAAAAUGAUUUUAAUGUCAAUCAAAGAGAUGCCGAAAAUGUUACACUUCUUCAUUGGGCAGCCAUUAAUAAUAGACAAGAUUUGGUCAAAUAUUACAUCGGAAAGGGAGCUAUUGUUGAUGCAGUUGGCGGUGAUCUUCUGUCAACACCAUUACAUUGGGCUACAAGACAAGGACAUCUGUCAAUGGUUAUACUUCUUAUGCAACAUAGAGCUGAUCCAUCAAUACUUGAUGGUGAAGGUACAAAUUGUCUUCAUUUGGCCGCACAGUUUGGUCACACAUCAAUUGCGGCCUAUUUGUUGGCUAAAAAUCAAGAUAUCAAUGUAGCGGAUAGUAAUGGUAUGACACCAUUGAUGUGGUCGGCAUUUAGAGUAAAUGCGAGUGACCCGACCCGUAUGUUUAUAACAUUAGGCGCUAGUCUUUCUUUAUGUGAUAAACGAAAUCGAAAUACAGCUCUUCAUUGGGCCGUUUUCUCGAGAAACUCGACUACAGUUUCAUUGCUUUUGAAAGCCGGUGCCAACGUAUACGCCAAGAAUGGUGCCGGAGAUACACCACUAGAUAUGGCUAAGACAUUGAAUGCUCCCGUUUGGCUCACAAAUCGCUUACAGGAGGCUUAUAAUAAAGACAGAGUUAUAAAUAAAAUAAAUAUUAUGGGUCGACAAUUAAAAAUACCAUCACUUAAAGACCAAGUGAUAAGAUAUUGGCUGAUGGCUGGGUCACCAUUGAUUGCAUAUUUCAUAUUUGGACAACUUUUUGAAUUAAAUAUCGCAAUUGCUUUAAAAAUAGUUUUAUUUUCACUUUUGUGUCUCAUCUCCUAUGGUUUAAUUCGUUUUGUGUUUGAUGUUCGGAUGUAUAAUAUAAUGCCAAUAAUAUUUGAUGUCUAUUACUUAUUUGGUUUUGUCAUUACUUCAACACUACUCUUCUACAGUUUUUACAAGACAUGUACCGGUGAUCCCGGUGUUAUAGCUAAAGAUCACGAUCAACGAUAUAGAACAAUAAUAGAGUUGGCGGAAAGGGAUGGUUUUGAUCCACAAUGGUUUUGCAGUACUUGUCUUAUUAGGAAACCUUUGCGAUCAAAACAUUGUUCGGUUUGCAAUCAAUGUGUGGCCCGUUUUGACCACCACUGUCCAUGGAUUGCCAAUUGUGUCGGUGCUCUUAACCACAAAUAUUUUAUUUGGUAUCUUAUAUCACUUUAUUUAGUGAUUAUUUGGUAUCUUUAUGGCACUUAUUUAUAUUUUAUUUAUCACUUGAAUAUUGGAAAUGAAUCAAAUUUAUGGAAAAUGUUACCAAAUGCCUGGUCUUAUAAUGGUUGGAUAACAUGGUGUGCCCUAAAUGCUCUAAUUCAUAGCGUUUGGGUAUUUUGUUUGGUUAUUUGUCAACUCUAUCAAGUUUUAUGGUUAGCGAUGACAACAAACGAGCGAAUGAAUUGUAGGCGUUAUAAGCAUUUCAAACGCGACGAAAGCGGACAUUUGAAUAGCCCUUUCAACCGUGGAUUUUUCCAAAAUAUGUUGGAUUUCUGUGAGUGGAGAGUAUAUCGAUUCCGACCGGACUCUCGGGACUGGAGGUAUGUCUACGAAGUGGACGAUGAAGACGACGACUCUCAAACAUACUCUCCUUUAAUGACUCAUUUUGUAUGA
Molecule: messenger RNA, 2041 nt
Organism: Oppia nitens
Lineage: Eukaryota; Metazoa; Arthropoda; Arachnida; Sarcoptiformes; Oppiidae
Gene: Hip14
Product: palmitoyltransferase ZDHHC17-like
Exons: 9
Coding region: 200-2041 (613 amino acids)
Biological process (GO): protein palmitoylation
Cellular component (GO): Golgi membrane
Molecular function (GO): palmitoyltransferase activity; protein binding
Source: RefSeq, a predicted model, not a curated record